AUGGCGCGCAACACCCGCGCCGCUGCGCGCGCUCAGCAAGCCGCCGAAGAGCUCGCACACCAAGACGAGAAUAACGCCGCAAUUGAGGAGUCAUCCGAACGCCCCGAAACUCCGGUCGCAAUGGAGGAUACGCCCCGCGAGCCGCUGAGUCCGAUCGCUGUGAACAAAAGCGCACCUGCGGCUGCGCUUGAGGAAGACCAGGAGGAGGUCGAGGACAAGCCAAAGCCGAGAGCUACUAGGGGUGGCCGCAAGAAGAAAGCGCAAGAGGAACCUGAGCCUGAGCCUGAGGCAGAGAUUCCAACCGAGGCGCCAGCCGAGGAGGAGGUCGCUCCCACACCGGCACCAAAGAGGACACGGUCCACCAGGAGCCGCAAGACGAAGGCGCAAGAGCCCGACCCUGAGACUGAAGUCACGGACGAACCUGCGCAGAACGAAGAAGAGAGCGCGCCCGCUGCUGCGCCAACUCCCGCGCCGAAGAGGACCAGAUCAACCAGGGCAAGAAAGACGAAGGCCCCAGAGCCGGAACCGCAUGCUGAGGAGCAAGCCGAGGCGCAAGACAAGCAGGCCGCCGAGCCCGAUUCGGCUCAGGUAGAGGAAGCAAAGCCGACUCCUGCUCCGAAAAGGACGAGGUCGACGAGAUCAAGAAAGGCGAAAGAUCCAGAGCCCGAGCCAGAACCGGAGUCAGACACCGUCGCCGAGGUGCAUGUCGCAGAGGAGCCUGUGCGGCAAUCUGACGUCAUCGAUGAAACUCUCCAGGAAGCAGCUGUCGCAGGAGAGGAGGAUGCCCAAGAAAAUGGGGAGGGCAGGGCGGCAGCGGACGGGCAGGCUACAACUGAGGUGAUUAUGAACGAGAAAGCGACCGAUGAGCCUGCGAAGGAGCCUGAGGAUGAGGUCCCUGAGCCUAAGGUUGCGCAGAAUGAACAAACCAUGGCAGAGGAGGCUACCAAGCUCGAAAUUUCCACACCUGUGCUGGAUCCUCAAGUGGAUGAGAUCGAAACUCCCGAGGAAGAGGUAUCAGAGCCUCAAGCCGAGGAGACCGAAGCCUCCGAGCCAGGAGUCCCAAAGACUCAUGUCGAGGAGCUCAUGGCUUCCACAAAAGAAGCUGACCAGCAAGCCCAGGAGCUUGAAGGAAGCGCCGCUGAACCAGAGCCGGAGCCACUCGUCAUCGCCGAUGGGCCGGUUGAGUUACAGUCCACUGAAGUAGUCGAACUUGUGGCUCCUGGCAGUCAGACUAUUGAGGCUACAGAAAUUGUGGGCACCCAGGCUACUGAAUCUGCUCCGGCAACAGAAACUCCAUCGGAAACUGAAACACCGUUGUCUUCCCCUGAGCUUGAUCCUGUGGAGCAACAGAUCCUGGAAGAAAUCCGUAUGAGUCCAGUCAAGGAAAAGGCCGUCGAAGAAACAUCAGAAGCAAAGUCAACAAGAUCAGUAACCCCCGAAGCUGCCGCGGAUAUGCCGCCAUUGAAACUCGAGGACUCUUUUGAGGAAAUGGAUGCACUUGAGGACGCUCUUGAGGCGGUUGGAAAGUCACUGAGCGCCGCCGAGGCUCCGGUCUCCGCUCCAAGUGCCACUAAAGAAAAGAAGCCUACGCCCAAAGCAGGGGUUGCUUCCACUUCCACCGCAAAGCCUAGGACUGCACCUCGGCCAUCCUCAACUAUAAAUCCCGUAGCAAAGAGAGCAUCUACGGCACCAUCUACAAAGCCUGCCGUCAAGCCUGCGCCCAAGCCUGCUCCGAAACCCGCUGCAUCCAAUUCUAAAGGUCCCUCCAGAUCGGCCACGGCACCAGUUCCUACUGCUAAGCCUUCGCACGCACGCUCGGCAAGUACCCGGGCUGCCCCUGCCAAAGAUGAGGACUCUGCGGGUAGCAAGCAGCGGCCUGCAAGCCAAGUUGUUGAUUAUCUUGCGAUGAAACGCCGCCCAGUAUCCAUGUCUUUCCCUACUCCGCCACCUCCUCCCAAGUCGACGAAAGCUCCUACCACGUCAACGUUCCAGCUGCCUGGAGAAGCGAUUGCUGCUAAGCUCAAAGCUCAGAAAGAAGAGCGGCUUAAGCGUGAAGCGGAGAAAGCUGCUAAUGGCGAGCAGAGCAAGGAGAGGGACGAGAAGGAGGCUGCGGAGAAGAAGAAGCGAGAGUUCAAGGCUCGUCCUGUUCCGAGCUUCAUCAGAAAGCCUGGGUCGUCUGCACAGGUUCGCCAGACAGCCGCAAGCCGUGCGCGUGAAGGCUUGAUGCACGGUAGCGCAGAGCAAGACAGCACACACAAACGCAGCGGCUCCAUCCGCGUGGAGCCCGGCGCUGGUGGCAAACGACAAAGCACGGUUGACGCAAAGCGUAACCUUGCCCUUCCGGCUCGUCCUGCUCCUAUCCAACGUUCAUCCAGUGCUUCGAGCUCGGUGAACGGUGCUCCGCAACGUACCACGUCCUCACAAUCAUCUCUUGCCUCAUCCAUAUCCUCAACAACAGCUGCUGCGCUUAACACCGCCGCCAACGCCACGGCCAAACCUCGUGUUCCGUCCGCGGCAUCCUCACAAGGCCCGCGCCCGCCGUCCUCGAGCUUUUCCUUCCGGCCUGGCCCCGUCACCAAGUCCGAGGUCACGGCCGCGGAUAAGCAGGCGCUGAAACAGAAGGCCAAGGCCAUCUUCAAUAGGGAAAGGCUGGAAAAGGAACGCCAGGAGCAAGAAAGGCGCGAGAAGGAGGAAGCGGCCAAGAAGGCGCGUGCCGCUGCAGCGGAGAGGGGAAGGCUGGCAAGCCGGGAGUGGGCGGAGAAAAUGAUGAAAAAGAAGAUGGAAGCGAAGGCGGCAUCCGCUAAGCCGGCGGCUGCUUGA
Molecule: messenger RNA, 2820 nt
Organism: Lasiodiplodia theobromae
Lineage: Eukaryota; Fungi; Ascomycota; Dothideomycetes; Botryosphaeriales; Botryosphaeriaceae
Product: Diacylglycerol kinase kappa
Exons: 1
Coding region: 1-2820 (939 amino acids)
Source: RefSeq, a predicted model, not a curated record